AAAAAUUUCUUGGCAGCUGCUUAAAGCUACAGCAUAGGUCGUAUUGGACUCUUGAAAUUGUGAGUGAUUUGCACUUGAUUUCAUUUCGUGAAUCCGUAGUGUCUAGUGAAACUGCAACUACAUACAGUUCCCGGACUCGAUACAGGAUUAGUUCGCUUAGUCCUACAACAGGAGCUAGACAAAUAAUUUACUUCAAUAUGUAUCAAUAGAUUUUACACUUUGCUCUGACUAUGUCUGAAGCAUGUGAUGAUAAUUGGCUGUUGAGUUUUCAUUUUAUAAUUUCAUUGUCUGUCAGUCAGUCAGUAACAACGUAGAACUUCGUACGUACGUACAUCAGUUCGAGUUGCCACACCACAUUAGCACAGAGAUGCAGUGGUCGAUUCAAAUCCCGUAGUGGUAGAGGUAAUAAGAGUAUAAGCAGUAAUCGGGAAGAUUAGUGUUUGGAGAUGUUACUUAAAGAGUAUAAUACAGUGAAAAAAAUUUGGGAAGAGAAAAAAAAGAGACAAGGAGGAAUAAGGAGACCAAAAUUUGGGAGAACACAAAGAGUGUAUGCACCUGCGUCAUUGCAAACGAUUUUGAGCCAUGUCAUUCAGGGUCUCUAACCAUCGGUUGCUAUCAUCUCGCGAUCACCAACCAGGUAGUCUACACCUACCAACAUGACUCAGUCCACUUGUCAGUGACUUCAUGGACUUGUGCCAUGUUUUGGUUUGGCCGCCCCUAGCUUUCUUCCAACCUACUCCUAUACCACUGAACAUAGCACGUCGAGGUAGUCGGUCGUUGGGCAUACGUAACACGUGUCCCAGCCAUGUCAACUGAUGAAGUUUCACUACUUCACCAAUUGAUUUGCCAUCCUUACAUAGUAAGGAUGACAUACUACUGAUCCUACAGGUAGUUAUCAAACAGACGUAUGAGUUAUGUAAUAAUCAUUUGGGGAAUUCUUACUUUCGGCUUGUUAGUUGAAUGGCUAAGGUUUUACUUCUUCAUCCGUUUUAUUGUAUCGGGCAGAAGCUUUUACUUAUGGUCAUUUUGAAGUCCCUGUUAUAAACUAGUGAUUUUAAAUCAUUGUAAACAUAGGAUCUUUCAACUUUUUAUACUCUUUUGAAGUCUUCGCUCAACUAGUCUCUUUUACAGCAUCAUGAUUAGUCUGAUUGCGUAAUGAGAGAAGUAAAACCAUAUGAAACCAGUUACAUGAAGUAUUUGGAAACAUGACUGAUUAUUUUAUCUAUGUUCACUACUCGAUUGACAUAAAGGUCCUUCUGGUGACGACCAAUAACAAGUAAUUGAAACCAAUAUGUCUGAAAUAGUUACCCCUAUUAGUCUAUCAGUACAUGGCUCCGAAGAUAUCUCGACCGUAGCUUUCUUUUUGAUACAAAUUUUCUCCUUAUGCGUCAAAGUUACUCAUUAGUAUAGUUGCGCUUGUACGUCAAGCUUUUCAUAGUAAAAUGGAAAGUUAAGUAUUUCGACUUCAUUCAAAAUGUAGUUAGUAAAUGCGUGAAUGAUAAAUACAAUGUAGCAUAAUUAUUUUGAGUCCCUGGAAGCCUGUUAAUUUCCUAGAAUGAAGUAUUUCUAAACUGUGAUUUGUGAGAUAGCAAAUACCUGUGAUUAGCAACUUCAUUGUUGGAGUUCUAAUAGUUAUGUUUUUUGCCAUGUAUAAUGAAUGCAGCAUCAUUUAGACGUUCACUGGCCAUCUCAUAUUUUUGGUACUUCAGUUCUUUUUUGUCAUAACUGCUUUUUUCUACUUGCGGCUGACAUUGUUUGUAAUCAUACCACCUCAAGUUUUUAAAAGUAUUUGGGUCUAUUUUAGUUUCUGUUUGUCAAAUUAAUCCUUGUUAUCCUGUUAAAUAUUACUCGUAUGAACUAUUGUCGUUUUUACAGAUCAUUGCACUCGAUUACUUUGGUUGAACCAACUACAUCAAAUUACGGUCAUUUUUGUGAUUUUCCACUUUUAUAAAGGUGUACAUGAUAUAAAUCAGACAUGGAAGAAGAAGAUACGUACUUACCAGAAAACCAUCCAUUACAACAAUACUUUCGAGAAAUCGGAGUUCCGGAUGUUGCUACUUGUGAAAUCUCCAAAAGGCCUACUAUCACCACCACUACUACCUUUCUGAUGAAAAAGUUUGCGCAUAUCUUAUCGUACUUCAAAUGCAUAAAUCCUUUUGAUUUUACAUUAUAUUUCGGUCUCGAUUUACCACUUACAAGAUAUCUUUUAUUUCAGAUAAUUAGCCUAAUAAAGUACAGUGAUCUAAUUACUGUUGAGAAUAAACCAGUGGUUGAAUACAUAUACUCGGUGGGAAAUAACGACCAAGUCGACUCAAGAUGUUGUUUUGCGAUGUUUUCAAUUCUUUGUGGAUUCGGAUUGAGUUACUCUGCUCAAAUGAUUUUUAUAUUCUUACUCGUUAUUUUAUGUUUACGGAUGUCCAAUGUACUAUUGUUAAUGGUAUCUAAAUAUCAUCUUGCAGACUCAUUGAAGCAAAUGAAAAAAUUCUCUCACAGAUCCCAUCUUAUCAUUCUUUUCUUACAAGAUCUCAAUACCCGCCGUUAUUUCGGUCCCAAAAUUGUAGAUAAAAAUACAUUUAAAAUUUUCCCACUAAUAUACCAUCAGGCGUACAACUUUAUGCGCGCUUACCUUAUAGGAUUGAUUGAUUUUUCUGUUAAAUUGGGAAACUUACUUGAUGAAAAUAAUUCUGAGAUACCAUUGGAGAUGUCAACUUCAGAACUGAUUCAAUUAAAAUGUGACAUAGAAGAAAAGCCUAAAGACCCAAGCAUCGAGAAUCUACGAAUGUUUUGUGAACUGUUAAAACUGUUAACAUCUGAUCUCUUAGUCAAAUUGUCAUUCUCGUUUUGCCAAUCAAGACGGGGUACUUUCCACCUAUUACGAUUGAUUAUGUCGGUAUGGAAAUGGGACUACUUUUUGACUAGAAUAAAGAAUGAAUUCAAUAAACUGAAUGAAUUGCAUUCAAUGAUUUUAAAUGGCAAGCUCAUACAUAAUGAUGCUCGAACUGCAAAAGAAUGUGUAUCUGGAGAAAAUGAAGUCAAAAAUCUCUAUAAACGAACAGAGGCUCGAAUAACUCACGAAUUAUUGCUGCAUCUUCUUGUUUCAUUGGAACAUGCCAACAAUUUGAAGUCCUAUGUUGAACAAAAUUGUAAUACGUCAUUUGUUUCGAAUGAAACCUUUUCCAAUUUAGUUAGUCUCAUACGUUGUCAAUUGAAUGCAUCCCUGAUUUUUUUGAAUGAAUUGGAUAAUGUUCAAACUGCAGACAAUGUUGAUAUUUCAAAAGAAAAUAUAGAAACUACUGUUGACUUCCUAUAUUGCCGAGAUGGGAUUUCAUCUAGUAAAGAUGUUCUGAAAGCUGUGGAUCCAAUUGUAGAGGAUGAUGUAUUAGAAGAUAUAGCUGUUGGAGACUCCUCUAGUCGUGAAUCUGAAGCGGAGUACGAAAAUGUUGAUUGCGUGAAUUCGCUAAAGAACCCAUCAUCAGGUAUGCAUGUUGCUGUACUGAAAGAACUUAAGAAUGUAAUAUCUCACCGUCGAGUGAUUAUGCAGGAGCGUGAAGAAUGUGCUUUAAAACGACGAUUGCAGAUAGAGUGUCCUGAUAACGAAAAGCUGAGUCUAUCCACUGACAGGGUCAGCCUCAGUUCUGAAAAGGAGCUUCAAACUCAGUUUGUAUUAUCCAAUUCACUUGAUACAAAUGAAAGCAACUGUGCUUCUAUGGAUGAUAAACUACUAGAAUUUUUCCCAACUCCUUUGUGUAAUUCAUCAUGCGAAUAUUUCAAAAAGUCCCGUACUGGACGUCGAAAUUUAAAAUGUAAUGUUUCAAAAAGAAAUUCAAUCUUUCUUCAGCUGUCACCUACUAAUGUACAUGAAAAUUAUAGAAUUUCAAAUUGUUCUGACCCAAUUGUAUUGAAAAAUGUUUCACAGUCAAAAAACGCACCAGAUAAUAAGUUUCUACAAUGUUCUGCACUAGCGAAUGCUUUAAUGAAUCAACGUAAAUUGUUGGGAUUAGCCACAGAGGAUUGUUUUACUGGAAUUGGUUCAGGUGAAAUGUGUGUUGAAAUGUCAGAAGAGAAUCAUACUGGCAUUUCAUAAUAAUCAAUGAAUUCUUCUUCACAAUUAUCAUUAUGUAGUAAUAGACAUUGUACAUUAUUCAUUUUGUUAUUUUUCUGUGUAACUAUUCUGACACUUGAGGGUACAGUCGCAUUGUAUUUUAUUAAAACUGAAAUAUACGUUUAGAUACGUGGUGUGAGUACGUAACAGAGGCUAUUGAAUGCAUGUUCGAGGAUUCUAUGUUCUAAUUGGGUAAUAUAGAUUUUCACCCUUUGAAUUUCGUACGUAUUACCGAACGGAAAUCUGAUUUGUUUUGAAGU
Molecule: messenger RNA, 4362 nt
Organism: Schistosoma guineensis
Lineage: Eukaryota; Metazoa; Platyhelminthes; Trematoda; Strigeidida; Schistosomatidae
Source: the annotation of a GenBank genome assembly